AGGCACAGGUAGGGCGGGAGCGCGAGAGAGCCGAGCGCGGAGGCGCUGGGGGCGGGACGCGGGGCCCGGGAGCAGCCUGGGACAGCGGCAGCACCGCAGCUCCCGGCGCCCGCGGCUGCCUGCCCCAGCCACUCAGUGGCGGCUCGCUCUCUUCUCUGGCUCCGAACCCGACAUAGCUGCUGCCGCUGCCGCCCGGCGCGCUGCGAACUCCGGAGAACAGCCCUGGCCGUCAGCGGGCACCAGCGGCUUCCUGUCCCCAGCGCCGAGACUGGAGGGACGCACCGCGGCCACCGAGCCAGAGGCGCUUCAGGCGGCGAGAGAAGUCCCCGCGCGCCCCUGGGCCCGGCGCAGCUCACGGUGAGCGCCCCUCAGGGCUCGAGGGUCCCUUGGCUGAGGGGGCGCAUCCUCGGGGUGCCCGAUGGGGCUGCCCGAGGGUCGCAGGGCUGAAGUUGGGACCGCGCACAGGCCGCCCCUGCAGCCCAGCCAGAAAUGCUGCCGCCAGGGAGCAACGGCACCGCGUACCCGGGGCAGUUCGCGCUGCACCAGCAGCUGGCGCAGGAAAACUCCUUGGGGGGCUCGGCUGGGGCACCGCCACUGGGGCCGGCGCAGGUGGUCACUGCCGGCCUGCUGACCCUACUCAUCAUCUGGACCCUGCUGGGCAACGUGCUGGUGUGCGCUGCCAUCGUGCGGAGCCGCCACCUGCGCGCCAAGAUGACCAACGUCUUCAUCGUGUCUCUGGCCGUGUCAGACCUCUUCGUGGCGCUGCUGGUCAUGCCCUGGAAGGCGGUCGCCGAGGUGGCCGGUUACUGGCCCUUUGGAGCGUUCUGCGACGUCUGGGUGGCCUUCGACAUCAUGUGCUCCACCGCCUCCAUCCUGAACCUGUGCGUCAUCAGCGUGGACCGCUACUGGGCCAUCUCCAGGCCCUUCCGCUACGAGCGCAAGAUGACCCAGCGCAUGGCCCUGGUCAUGGUCGGCCUGGCCUGGACCUUGUCCGUCCUCAUCUCCUUCAUUCCAGUCCAGCUCAACUGGCACAGGGACCAGGUGGGCUCUUGGGGCGGACUGGACCUGCCGAACAACCUGGCUAACGGGACGCCCUGGGAGGACGUUUGGGAGCCCGACGUGAGGGCAGAGAACUGUGACUCCAGCCUGAACCGAACCUACGCCAUCUCCUCCUCUCUCGUCAGCUUCUACAUCCCGGUGGCCAUCAUGAUCGUGACCUACACGCGCAUCUACCGCAUCGCCCAGGUGCAGAUCCGCAGGAUCUCCUCCCUGGAGAGGGCCGCGGAGCACGCGCAGAGCUGCCGGAGCAGCGCCGCCUGCGCGCCCGAGACCAGCCUGCGCGCUUCCAUCAAGAAGGAGACCAAGGUGCUCAAGACCCUGUCGGUGAUCAUGGGGGUCUUCGUGUGCUGCUGGCUGCCCUUCUUCGUCCUUAACUGCAUGGUUCCUUUCUGCAGUGGACACCCCGAAGGACCCCCGGCAGGCUUCCCCUGCGUCAGUGAGACCACCUUCGAUGUCUUCGUCUGGUUUGGCUGGGCCAACUCCUCACUCAACCCCAUCAUCUACGCCUUCAACGCUGACUUCCGGAAGGUGUUUGCCCAGCUGCUGGGGUGCAGCCACCUCUGCUCCCGCACGCCGGUGGAGACGGUCAACAUCAGCAAUGAGCUCAUCUCCUACAACCAGGACACCGUCUUCCAGAAGGAAAUCACAGCUGCCUAUAUCCACAUGAUGCCCAACGCGGUGAAUGAUGACGAGGAGGAGGGCCCUUUCGAUCGCAUGUCCCAGAUCUAUCAGACGUCCCCAGAUGGCGACCCUGUGGCAGAGUCUGUCUGGGAGCUGGCCUGCGAGGGAGAGAUUUCUUUAGGCAAAAUAAUACAUUUUACCCCAAAUGAAUUCCAUUAAACGGCAUUAAGAAACUCCCUCCUGGAUCUGCAUAACUGCAGUGACAUCUGCAAGCAUGCACACACACGCAAAUACAUGCCUUUCCAGCGCUGCCCUGUUUAUCAUGUGUUUCUGAGUAGUAGCUCGUGUGCUCAGAAACCUCAUCCCAUUGAUUGGUAGUUCAAAGAACUGGCAGAAGCAGUUGCAAUAAACUCAGUCAAAUAUACCCAGACUGCCAGAGGUGAUCCUAUUAGAGAAGAGAGUAUGGUGCUGGCUCCUUUAAAAAAAAAAAGUGUUACUUGGUCCUUAAAAAAUAUGCUCUCCCCUCCCUUUUUAAACAAAUGGCUUCUUCAGUCAUUGUUAGUGUUUAAAUUGAUUUUUAAACAGCAAGUUGGGUGUGUGUGCAGUGAUGUGGUGGGAGCAUAGCUUUCCUGGGUCUGGCUUCUGGUGGCUCUGUGCUUAUGUCAUUUCUUCUCUCUGUGCUGGUGGGUGUCUCUAUAUCACAGCCGAGGAAGUCUCACUCAUUUAUUCUGGUGUCUAAUAAACACAAAUUAUUUGUA
Cebus imitator (Panamanian white-faced capuchin) is the source of this 2438-nucleotide messenger RNA. RefSeq names its product dopamine receptor D5 (gene DRD5). The record is from RefSeq and is a predicted model, not a curated record. Gene Ontology annotation, molecular function: dopamine neurotransmitter receptor activity; G protein-coupled receptor activity. The transcript has a single exon. Lineage: Eukaryota; Metazoa; Chordata; Mammalia; Primates; Cebidae. Gene Ontology annotation, cellular component: plasma membrane. Gene Ontology annotation, biological process: adenylate cyclase-activating adrenergic receptor signaling pathway. The coding region runs from base 490 to 1899 and encodes 469 amino acids.